This is a messenger RNA of Populus euphratica (Euphrates poplar), 1152 nucleotides long. Its product is annotated as transcription factor MYB39-like. The transcript has 3 exons. NCBI's taxonomy places the organism in Eukaryota, Viridiplantae, Streptophyta, Magnoliopsida, Malpighiales, Salicaceae. The record is from RefSeq and is a predicted model, not a curated record. Bases 59 to 1069 code for a protein of 336 amino acids.
GUUUUUGGUGAGAGUGGAGAAGCAACCAAAGUAGAGAAAAGAGAAGUUCAAUAAGAAGAUGGGGAGGUCUCCCUGUUGCGAUGAGAAUGGUCUCAAAAAAGGACCAUGGACUCCUGAAGAAGACGAAAAGCUUGUUGAUCACAUCAAAAAACAUGGUCAGGGAAGUUGGAGAGCUCUCCCAAAGCUUGCAGGUCUUAAUAGAUGUGGCAAGAGCUGUAGGUUAAGGUGGACAAAUUACCUGAGACCUGAUAUAAAGAGAGGAAAAUUUUCUCAAGAUGAAGAGCAAACGAUUCUACAUCUUCAUUCAAUUCAUGGAAACAAAUGGUCAGCUAUUGCUACCCAUCUACCAGGCCGGACGGACAAUGAAAUUAAGAAUUUCUGGAACACCCAUUUGAAGAAGAAGCUAAUUCAAAUGGGUUUUGAUCCAAUGACCCACCAACCAAUAACUGACUUCUUUGCUAGCUUGCCUCAGCUCAUGGCCCUCGCUAACCUGAGAGAACCAAUGGAGCAUCAUCCAUUAGAUGAAAAUGCCAUGGGAUUGCAAGCAGAGGCUCUACAGUUAGCUAAGCUUCAGUAUUUACAGUGUCUUCUCCAAUCAGCAGCUUCAUUAAUCCCCUCCGCCAACUCUUAUGACCAAAACGGCAUUACAGACCUGGAAGUUCUCAAUCUGUUGAAUUCAAUUCCACCCAUAAAAGAAAACCCAGUACUAAAUUCAUCAGAACUUGAGAAUCAAGGCUCAUGUCACUUUGGAAAUGCUACCUCUCAACUACUUCACCAUCCAAGUUUAUUGUCUCAAUUGUCUGCCCCACAAGUCCCUUUCAGUUAUCAACCAUCUUUGAAUACUGAGAUGGGUCAAGCUCCAUUUUUAACUACAAUUCUCAGCCAAGGAGAUAGAAACCCAUCUGAUUCUUCAUGGGUGCUUCCUUCUCCCACGCUUGCUCCUCAAGCUGCAACCGAGACUUCCAGAAGCAAUCCAGGUGAUGCUUGCAGCAUUACUUUUAGCUAUGGUGGAGUAACUUCUUGGCCCGAGCUUCUUUUUGAAGGUCCUAUCAUGCAUGAUAUUUCCUAGUUAAUUAUACUGUCUGAUGAGAGGUUUGGAUUUGUAUCACCAUGUGUUUUCUGAUAUUCUAGCCAUCCCAUCUUUUACAUGUA